AGGGUUGGCCGAGACUGAUGCCCUAGCUACAGCUCUGUGCUGGUCUGGGUGCACUGUCGCCGCUGUAGUCGCUGUCUAGGUCCCUUCCGCGGUACUCUUGCCUGGAGGCUGCCUCCCAGGCUCCGGGCGCGGACACCAUGUACGGUUUCGUGAACCAUGCCCUGGAGCUGCUGGUGAUCCGCAAUUACGGUCCCGAGGUGUGGGAAGACAUCAAAAAAGAGGCACAGCUGGAUGAAGAAGGCCAGUUUCUUGUAAGAAUAAUAUAUGAUGAUUCCAAAACAUACGACCUGGUGGCUGCUGCAAGCAAAGUCCUCAACCUCAAUGCUGGCGAAAUCCUUCAGAUGUUUGGGAAGAUGUUCUUUGUCUUCUGCCAAGAGUCUGGCUAUGAUACCAUAUUGCGUGUCCUGGGAUCUAAUGUCAGGGAGUUUUUGCAGAACCUCGAUGCCCUGCAUGACCACCUCGCCACCAUCUACCCGGGGAUGCGCGCACCUUCCUUCAGGUGCACCGAUGCAGAAAAAGGCAAAGGGCUCAUUUUGCACUACUACUCGGAAAGAGAGGGGCUCCAGGACAUCGUGAUCGGGAUUAUCAAGACUGUUGCUCAACAGAUACAUGGCACUGAGAUAGACAUGAAGGUUAUUCAGCAAAGAAAUGAAGAAUGUGAUCAUACCCAAUUUUUAAUUGAAGAAAAAGAAUCAAAAGAAGAGGAUUUUUAUGAAGAUCUGGACAGGUUUGAAGAGAAUGGUACCCAGGAAUCACGUAUCAGCCCAUACACCUUCUGCAAAGCAUUUCCAUUCCACAUCAUAUUUGACCGGGACCUAGUGGUCACUCAGUGUGGCAAUGCCAUCUACAGAGUGCUCCCCCAGCUCCAGCCUGGGAACUGUAGCCUUCUGUCUGUCUUCUCUCUGGUCCGCCCUCAUAUCGACAUCAGUUUCCAUGGGAUUCUUUCACACAUCAAUACAGUCUUUGUACUGAGAAGCAAGGAAGGGUUGUUGGAUGUUGAGAAACUUGAAUGUGAGGAUGAACUGACUGGGGCAGAGAUUAGCUGCUUACGUCUCAAAGGCCAAAUGAUCUAUUUACCGGAAGCAGAUAGCAUCCUCUUCCUCUGUUCACCAAGUGUGAUGAACCUGGACGACCUGACAAGAAGAGGCCUGUAUCUGAGUGACAUCCCUCUCCACGAUGCUACACGAGACCUGGUUCUUUUGGGAGAACAGUUCCGCGAGGAGUACAAACUGACACAAGAGCUGGAAAUCCUCACAGACAGGCUGCAGCUCACACUGCGAGCCUUGGAGGAUGAGAAGAAAAAGACAGACACAUUGCUGUAUUCUGUCCUCCCUCCAUCUGUGGCCAAUGAGCUGAGACACAAGCGCCCAGUGCCUGCCAAAAGAUAUGACAAUGUGACCAUUCUCUUCAGUGGCAUUGUGGGCUUCAAUGCUUUUUGUAGCAAGCAUGCAUCUGGAGAAGGGGCCAUGAAGAUUGUCAAUCUGCUCAACGACCUCUACACCCGAUUUGACACACUCACUGAUUCACGGAAAAACCCAUUUGUUUACAAGGUGGAAACAGUUGGUGACAAGUAUAUGACAGUGAGUGGUUUGCCAGAACCUUGUAUCCACCAUGCACGGUCCAUUUGCCACCUGGCUUUAGACAUGAUGGAAAUUGCUGGUCAAGUUCAAGUAGAUGGAGAAUCUGUUCAGAUAACAAUCGGGAUCCAUACCGGGGAGGUGGUGACGGGUGUGAUCGGACAGCGGAUGCCUCGGUAUUGUCUCUUUGGAAAUACUGUCAACCUCACAAGCAGGACAGAAACCACCGGAGAAAAGGGAAAGAUAAAUGUUUCUGAAUAUACGUACAGGUGUCUCAUGUCUCCAGAAAACUCGGAUCCACAGUUCCAUUUGGAGCAUAGAGGCCCAGUGUCUAUGAAGGGCAAGAAGGAACCAAUGCAAGUCUGGUUUCUAUCCAGGAAAAACACAGACACAGAGGAAACAAACCAGGAUGAAAACUGAAUGUCAGGCUGUGGAACAAAGAGAACUGUCGGUCGGGAUGUGGUUACAACCUAAUAUGUGUCAAGCCAAGAGUACGUCUUCCCCGUGGGUACCAAUUUCUACUUCUUGUUUUAGUGACCCAAGGCUUUCUCCUAGUUACACAGUUCUCUCACAGUACUUUAUUUGAUGUCAUCUCUGCUUUUGAUUACUUUUAAGGUCUCAGUAUAUUUUCUAAGGUUUGGUUUUUCAUGUGGAUGAUUUGAGCUGUUUCUUAAAUUCUGCUACAAACAUUACCAGACUGGUGACUUCAAGGUGGUAAGCACCCAUUACGUUAGGUUUGUUAAAUCUGAUAAAACGAGAAUUAGUAGUAUCAGCCAUGUGCGUAUACAUCGUGGCUCAGUACAUUUGUUUUCUGCUCCGUGUAUGUGUGUGUGUAUAUGUAUAUUUUAAUGACUAUAACAAAACAGAGUUUCUAUUGUGUUGGUGCAUGUCAUUCUAGAAACCAUUUUCUAAACGAGUGAAUCUUAAGUUUUAGAAAAAAAAAGGCAAUUUAUUUCUAGACUUCUGAAGUAAGAAUUAAUAUGCUAUAUUAGGGAAAAGAGUGACUAUUUUGAAGUAUGUCAAUUCCCUUCUGAAACUCUAG
Arvicanthis niloticus (Nile rat) is the source of this 2619-nucleotide messenger RNA. It is a transcript of the gene Gucy1b1, whose product is annotated as guanylate cyclase 1 soluble subunit beta 1. The record is from RefSeq and is a predicted model, not a curated record. Gene Ontology annotation, biological process: response to oxygen levels; cGMP biosynthetic process. Gene Ontology annotation, molecular function: guanylate cyclase activity; heme binding. NCBI's taxonomy places the organism in Eukaryota, Metazoa, Chordata, Mammalia, Rodentia, Muridae. Gene Ontology annotation, cellular component: guanylate cyclase complex, soluble.